ACAACCAAACUUUACAAACCACAGAUUAUGUAAUCAAAAUUGAAAUUAAAACGAGUGUUCGAAAAAAAAACAAAAGUGACAAUAUAAAAGCGCGCGGAAAUGUUUUGUUUUUAAAAGUUGGUGCGUGCGGAGCGGCGCUCUUUCAGCCAGCGUAGGAUGAACAAGUGGGUGGCUCUGUUCUCGCUGAUCGCUGCCAACCUGGUGCAGCAGCCCGCGCCGCUAGUGAGGACCAGCAGCGGCCUGGUGCGGGGCCGCGUCAGUGAGAAUGGACGCUUCUUCCAGUACUUCGGCAUCCCGUAUGCGACCGUCAAUGAGACUAAUCGGUUUCAGGCGCCGCUGCCGCCGCCGCGCUGGGACGAUGUCUUCGAAGCAGUGGACGAGAACACGCGGUGUCCGCAGCGCAUGGUGGGCUCCGUGGUGCUGGGCGACCCCGACUGUCUGAAGGUCUACGUCUACACCCCAGUCCAUGCCAAGCCACUCGCCCGCCUGCCCGUCAUGGUCUACAUCCACGGCGGCUGCUUCUUCGAGGGCACCGGCACCGCCUUCCUCUACGGGGCAGACUACUUCGUGGAGCAGGGCGUGGUGUUCGUCGGCGUCAACUACAGGCUCAACGUUGAGGGGUUCCUUUGCCUCGGCACAAAGGAAGCGCCCGGCAACGCUGGGUUAAAAGACCAGAUCGCUGCGCUGAAGUGGAUCCAGGAGAAUAUCAGAGCGUUCGGAGGAGACCCAGAUAAUGUCACUGUGUUCGGAGAAAGCGCCGGCGCUGUUUCCACUUCCUUCUUGAUCCUGUCUCCUUCUGCCCGCGGACUGUUCCACAAGGCGAUACUCCAGAGCGGCUCCACGCUGGCGCCCUGGGGCAUCCAGCACGACCCGAUCAAGACCGCCAGCUCCCUUGCCAAAGAAUUCGGUUACGACACCAAAGAUCCCUACGAAAUUUACAGUAUUCUAUCGAAUAAGUCAGUCCACGAGCUCAUAAGUGCAAUAAAGUACUCUAAGCACAGGAACUACAUCACGGCGGAGACGCUGUUCGUGCCGUGCGUGGAGGCGUCGCUGCCGGGGGAGACCCCCGCGCUCCCCGCGCCCCCCGCGGCCCUCAUCCGCGCCGGGAACUACUCCAAGGUGCCCAUGAUCAUCGGCUUCAACGACAACGAGGGCAUAUACUUCGUCGCCAAAGACUACGGGACUUCCUUAAAAGAAGUGGACACUAAAGAGUUAUUCCAGCCCGACUUGGAAUUCCCUUCGGAAGAAGAGAGGAACAUGACAGCGGAGAGAGUGAGACAACACUACUUCUCGUCAGACAACGAGGAGAAGAUCACAGACAUGGUGGACCUCUACUCCGACUUACACUUCAAGAUGCCGGCGGUGUUCGAGUCGAGGCUCUACUCCGAGACGACGGACCAGCCGAUCUACUACUACUUGUUCAAGUACGGGGGCUACAUCAACAUGCCGAAGAUCAUAUCGCGCAUGGGGUUCCUGCGGGGGGCGUCCCACGCCGACGAGUUGUUCUACAUGUUCAAGCCGCACGCGUUCCCGCUGCCGCACCGCUACCUCGAGAACAGCAUGAUCAAGCGCAUGGUCAGCCUGUGGACCAACUUCGCCAAGUUCAGUGACCCAACACCGAAGAAGUCUGCGCUGCUUCCGCUGCGGUGGGAGCCCAGCCGGGACUCGAACCCGGUGGCGCUGGUGAUCGACAAGUCGCUGACCACUGCGCCCAUGUGGGACGAGGCGGCCGUGCGACUGUGGAACGAGACGUAUACUAAAUACAGGAGAAGAAAUUACGGGUUCGGACACUACAGUGACCUGUCUAAUGACGUCUAGUUUUAGGGAAAAGUUGACAUG
Messenger RNA from Plutella xylostella (diamondback moth), 1839 nucleotides. Its product is annotated as carboxylesterase 4A. The record is from RefSeq and is a predicted model, not a curated record. NCBI's taxonomy places the organism in Eukaryota, Metazoa, Arthropoda, Insecta, Lepidoptera, Plutellidae.